Messenger RNA from Paracoccidioides brasiliensis Pb18, 171 nucleotides. RefSeq lists its product as uncharacterized. The coding region runs from base 1 to 171 and encodes 56 amino acids. The record is from RefSeq and is a predicted model, not a curated record. The transcript has 2 exons.
AUGCCCCUGGCUGGAGGAGCCCAAUAUGCUCAGCGCCCCUUGCUUGAUGCUCUAAAGGCCAGAUCUCAUCUGGACCGCACAGCAGGAGUGGACGAUGCUGAAAUAGACGCAGCCCUGGAAGAAGCCAGGGCGGCAACUGAGCAUCCUGGCUCACUCACAACACAAUCAUAA